AUUAAAGUGGUUGAUUGUUUAAACAUAUGGUUAAAAAUUAUUAUUGUUGUUUUGUGUUUUUUAAGAUCAGCAAUUAAAAUCGCAGUUGACAAAUGCUAAUUGAUGUUUUUGGUGAUAAAUAAAUGUGUGAAUUUUAUGUGCAAAUAAAAUGAUCCGAAAAGAAAUAUUAGCAGCUAUAUCAGCAUCUCUGAGUGUAAUCACAGUGGGUAUAGAUUUUGGAUGGCCAUCGCAUGCCAUACCGAAAUUACUAGACCCCACGACAUCUGCAGUAGAUUUCACCAACAAUGAUGGACCAUUAUUAAUAUCUACUGGAUUUAUUUGUGGCAUGGUAGCAUUUCCAGUUGCGACGUAUUUAUUUAACAAAAUUGGAAGAAAAUAUGCAUUAUUACUGUCAGCAAUUCCACACGUUCUUGGAUGGGUAAUAAUUGGAACUUUAUAUCACCAAAAACUAUUUAUUUUCAUUGGAAGAGGUUGUGUUGGAUUUGGUGAUUCCAUGGUAUUUCUAACAUUACCAUUUUACCUGGCAGAAAUUUCAAGUGAUUAUUGUCGUGGAGCAAAUUCAUCUUUGUUUGCGAUUAUGUACAACAUUGGAGCAUUGAUAUCUUGCUCAGUCGGACCAUUUUUACCCUUUCAUGUAUUCCCUUACGUUGCUAUAAUGUUUAUACCAAUAUUUGUGAUAACUUUUCUAUUUAUGCCAGAAACUCCACACUAUUAUGUUUUGAAAGAAGAAUAUGGUGUGGCUAUGGAAUCAUUGAAAGAAUUACGAAGGCCAUCAACGAAGGCAAUUGAUGCAGAAUUUCAAUCAAUUAAAGGAGCAGUUUCCGAAAAUUUAUCAGCACAACCAUCCAUUUGUGAAUUAUUUAGUGAACCACAUAAUCGUAAAGCAUUCUUUAUCGUAUGUGUAAUGGCAACUUUAGAACAAUUCAGUGGUAUUACAGCUAUCUUGUUCUAUUGCCAGAAAUUAUUUUCCAGUUCAGAGUAUUCAUUACUGCCAGCUAAUGUAUCUGCAAUUAUAUUUGCCUCAGUCUUUUUAUUUGGAGCAUUUUUAACGACAGUUACAGUCGAUAAAAUUGGUCGAAAAAUGUUGGCUUUAAUUUCAUGUAGUGGUUGCUUCGUUUGUCUAAGCUUUUUGGGUGCUUACUUUUAUAUUCAAGUUGAAAUGCCAACCGUUGAUGUAAGGCCAUAUAAUUGGAUUCCAUUAGCGUUAAUUAUACCUUAUGUCGUAUUUGCUGUGGUGGGAUUAGUAAAUAUACCAAUGAUUUUAAUGGGUGAACUGUUCCAUGCGAAAUUUAAGGCAGUUGGCUCAGUUUUGUUUGGUAUAUAUAUGUCUUUAAUAAUUAUGGCUGCAACUAAAGUAUUCCAAUACACAUCAGACGAAAUUGCAUUAUAUGUUCCAUUUUGGAUAUUUGCAUUAAAUUGUUUAUUUGGCGUACUAUUUUCAAAAUUUUAUAUGAUCGAAACUAAAAAUAAAACUUUAGCUAAUAUUCAAAAGGAAUUGCGCAGAGGUGAAAACAAAAGAAAGAUUCCAGGAUUAAUUUAAAUACUUGUAUUUCUUUAUUAUUUUAUUUUGUACAAAAUUUAUCAAACAAUUGACAAUAUUUGUAAAGAUAGAACUGAAUAUUUUAGAAUUAUUUACAGAAUAAGAUUCGGGAAUGAUCCUAAAAGCAAAGACUUAUUUUUAAUACUAAUACGUUGUUUAUGCAAUUGCUGUACUAUAUCUAAUAAAAAAAAAAAAACGAUUGAUUUUAAAAGUAAAAUAAAAAUAAAUUAGUUUGUUUGCAACAAAUAAUUCACACGAAAUAAACUACAGAAACAUUUUUCUUCGAUUGCAGUCUUGAUUACUCAGUAUAUUUAUUUAAAACUUCAGCUCACACUUGCUGGCUUAAGUUUUAAUUUUCGCAAUUCACAGUCUUAGCAAACAAUUGAAUCUAAAAAAAUUGCUUCAACACACAACCACCUUCUGUUAAAGUUAUUAUUCUAUUGAAAUAUGGUAUGAAGUAAUUAUCAGCGUUUAGAUUCAAUACGAACAAGUUUUAUUAUACAUAUACAGGGUGUUCUAUUAUAUUGAUAGCAGAAAUUUAUACCAGUAAAUUAAGCUUAUCAAGGCAAAUGGAAAAGCUCGGUACCAAAUUUUGAUUUGAGGUCUAACUUGGGAAAUAUGACUAUGAGAAAAAUUGAAGGAUUUAUGCAUUCACAGACCAAUCAAACUAAUAAAUCGAAGUAGGUGUCACUUUAGGAUAUAGAGGGAACUAUCAUAAAACAAUAAUUGAUUGUAAAUUGAUUAAAUUGGGUAGGCAAUACCAAAAAA
This is a messenger RNA of Chrysoperla carnea, 2308 nucleotides long. RefSeq names its product facilitated trehalose transporter Tret1-like. Gene Ontology annotation, biological process: transmembrane transport. Gene Ontology annotation, molecular function: transmembrane transporter activity. Gene Ontology annotation, cellular component: membrane. The record is from RefSeq and is a predicted model, not a curated record. Bases 149 to 1540 code for a protein of 463 amino acids. The transcript has 3 exons. Lineage: Eukaryota; Metazoa; Arthropoda; Insecta; Neuroptera; Chrysopidae.